AUACAAUGUUCUCCGCCAGUCAGAUGGUUUAGAAGAUAUGGGUACAAUGCAAUGGCAUCUUGUUCUAAGUAAUUUUGUGGCGUGGCUUAUUGUAGUUGCCAGUCUAAUCAAAGGUGUAAAAUCCCUAGGAAAGUUUACGUCACAACCUAUAUGUGUUAUUAUAAUUUCUCCAAAGGUUUGGCUGCAGGCUGCUAUUCAAGUAUUUUAUUCUCUGGGACCUACUUAUGGAGGAGCGAUAACCAUGGCUAGUCAUAAUAAAUUCCAUCAGAAAUCAGUUAUUGAGACAACUAUAUGCGUUGUGGCAGAUGCGUUCACAGCAUUCUAUGCUGGUCUUGUAGUAUUUACAAUCAUCGGUUUUAUGGCUAAAGAGGCGGGCACAUCUGUGGAAGAGGCAGCCAAAGCUUCAGGACCUGGUUUGGCGUUUAUAGCCUACCCAGAGGCAAUCGGAAGACUUCCGUUACCACAGUUAUGGGCUGCUCUGUUUUUCUUCACUCUCAUUACAGUAGCAUUUGACAGUGUGUUUGCGUUUUUGGAGACGGUCACAGGGACGUUACUGGACGUGUUUCCUAGACAACUGUUACCAUACAAGACGUUGGUCCUCAUCGGGACAGCUUUGUUCUUGUUCAUCCUCGGACUUCCAUUGUCUAUGAGUGGAGGCAUAUACCUGUUCCAACUAUCUGACUGGUAUAUAUCAGCAUACGCACUCUUGUUUGGUUCUGCGCUGGAAUCUAUCAUGGUGUGUUGGAUAUAUGGGGCAGAUAGAUUUGCUGAGGAUAUUGAGCUGAUGACAGGACGUAAAGUUUCCAAAGUAUUGAGAAUAUUCUGGUGCGUCAUUAUGACCGGCAUGUUGACGCUGACCUGUAUUGUUAUAAUAUUCACCUACUCAACUCCAAGCUAUGGGGAUUCCUAUGUUUACAAACCGUAUGCAAUCGCCAUUGGAAUGAUGAUGUCCGUUAUACCAUUUGUUCCGGUCGUCUGCAUCAUGGUAAAAGAACUUCUGAACGCUGAAGGCCCAAUACUUCAGAGAUUCCAGACUUUACUGCAGCCAUCUUCGAACUGGGAACCUAUCAACAAACAAGCCAAAGAGAUAUAUCUAACAAGACCGUACAGAUACGAAGACACGUUUGUGAAACGGAUUCGUGCAAAUAUCCUUGGAAACAAAGAUACACCUUGGUUUUAAUAGCAGAUUUUAUGGCGAUUUCCCCCGUUACAUCAAACUCCUCACGCUUUGCUUCUUUAAUUACUGAUCAGGGAAAGUAACCGCUGCGGCUUCACCCCAGUGAUAUUUAUAAAAGCAUUAUCUCCCUUUAUACUCAGAAGUACUUGAGUUGUUGGUGAUGUAUGUUGUUUUAAAAUACAUUGUUUGUGAGUGUUUGUAAUGAAAGCUAUAGCUUAUCUUAAGUGAACAUACAAUGUGCCGGUGAAAGCAGACGACAUAUCAUUUCAAUUGGGUGUGUUUGAUUUAUUUCCGAGUAAUGUAGAUCUACAGUGUUAUACAUUUGCAAAAUAUAAAUGCAAUUACAUCCGGUGAUCUGUAAAGUAGGAGAAUCAGCUUUAUCAUAAAUGGACUAUCUUUAAUGUUUUAAUAAUAAUAAUAAUAAUAAUAAUAAUAAUAAUAAUAAUAAACUAAAAACAUUGAUUGUCCGAAUCAAUUUCUAUUAGUGAAUAGUUUAAUAUUUACAACAGUCAAAGUCUUACGUUUUUUAUUUAUU
Molecule: messenger RNA, 1712 nt
Organism: Ruditapes philippinarum (Manila clam)
Lineage: Eukaryota; Metazoa; Mollusca; Bivalvia; Venerida; Veneridae
Product: sodium- and chloride-dependent glycine transporter 2-like
Exons: 9
Biological process (GO): sodium ion transmembrane transport
Cellular component (GO): membrane
Source: RefSeq, a predicted model, not a curated record